UUGAUCACUAAAUAAAUAAAUAAUUAACUCAAUUCAAAAUGAUUUCGAAUUAAUUUCGAAUCCCAAUAACUCUCCUGUUCAUCAUCAUCAUCUUCACAACAAUCGCUUAAACGACACAGUUUCAGCCCAACAAACUCCGAUACGCUGCCGUUUGUAAAUAUCCUUGAUUCUCGGACUCCCAUGGCUACUCCUGCACAAGUUGGAAUGGAGAUGGAGGGUUUUGCAAUUUAUGAUGCAAGGAUGCAGUUAAAGAAUGAGAGAAAUUUCAUGAUGUCUAAACUGAUGCUUUCCACUUAUGAAUAAUGAAUGGGGAGAUGCACACAGUGGCAGCCGCUAUAGUUCAAGCAUGUCUCUUACUUGCUGCUGGGUCCAAGGGUAAAAGAUUUAUGAUGCCAUAUACCAAAGCCAUGAUACAACAACCCCGUGUCCCGUCAUCUGGUUUAAUGCCAGCAACUGAUUUACUUAUUCGUGCAAAGGAGGUAAUAAUAAACAGAGACAUCACAGUUGAUCUGGCAAGCACACUGGAAAUGAAAUCAUCUCCCCUGGGAAAAAGAAGGGAAAAUAAAAGAAAUGUAGAAUAAAGUAAAAAUAUUAACUGAGCGCUCAUUAGAAAAUGUGCAUACCAGUCACUUGAAGCUGUGGCCAAUGUGAAGAGGCACCCAUUUUAUAUGGAUUCCAUAAGAGCUAAAAAGACUGGCGUCAUUGAUAAGGCGGUUAUUCAAAAUCUAACCAUGUUCUGCAUAUUUAGUUUCUUCAAUAUUAUCAUCCUCUUAAUUUUGAAAUUUGCAUCAGAUACUCUGGCAUGGCCAGGAAACGAUAAUGGCAGGUGCAUCCUUAUCAGAGGAUCGAGACAAAAUUGCUGGCAUCAAAGUUCUGGUUGCAGUUUGAGGAGUUCUAGUGGAAUGACAUGUACUGCAUGUUGAAUUUGGGUAAACAAUUCUGAAGGUGAAAUCAAGUUCAAUAUUUUUUUCAAAUUGAAGACGACAAGUUGUGUCAAGGCUGGUGGUUGGAAGUGGUUGUACAAUAGUUCUCCUCUUCUGCUUACCAAUUGAUUGCUGCUUUUAACUUGGGAACAAAGGUUACUGGGUGAAAGCUGAACUCAUGCAAGGCUGCCAAUCUUCUCAUGAGACCAUCCAUAUUCUUGCAUACUUUAGUAAAAUGUUUUUGCCAUAACAUAUGCUCAAUUUCGUCUAACCAAACUUUUAGUUACUGCUAUAUAUGAACUCUAAUUCUCUAUUAGUCCCUCUUUUUAGUAAAAUUUGAACACUUUUAAUAUCCUGUUUUACAGUAUUUCCUUCUGAGUGGUGAAAUGGUUUUAGAAUACAAUGAUGAUCAACAAAGUCUCGCACGGGUAAGUUCAGUUCUUUGUACGCAUCAUCCUCCUACACUUUCUGCUCCAAUCUUUAAUGUCUGCGUGCAUGUCACUCUCCUAGACUUUCUACUACAAUCGUUAAUGUCUGUCUGCGUGCACGUCACUCUCCUCGACUCCUUCCGGGAGACGCAUUGUUGUGAUUUGGUUUGGUUACCACUCAGUGAAAUAAUUGUGCCACGGGAUACUACAAAUGAUGAAAUAGAAAUGCAGCAAGCAGAAAAAAAUGAAGGGUUGAACUCAAUCAUACACAUAUCAACCACAUGAAGGACAAUACAGAGUAUGUAAAAAUUGAAUUGUGUUGCUGGCAGAAAAAGCGGUGAUAAAGGUAAAAGCAGGUAGACCCUCAAGAUUGUUGCAUUAUAAAGAUUUAUCACCAAACAUGUUUUUGUUUUAACAGAGAAAGUGGAAACAACUGUCUGUGCUUUAGUCUGAAAACAUGAAAUUAGGUACUUUUGCUAAACUAAACAAGGAAUAUACAACUCACACUUAUAUAUGUUUAUAUAAACUUGCACAAUUACGGCCGACGGUGGUCCUGCUUGCCAAACAUAAAUUUAUCCAGAGGGCCCUCCCAGAAACCCUUUUUAAUAUUUCACGAAACAGUGUGGACUGAUAUAUGUGAUUAAAUUGAAUAUAUAUAGUGAAAUAUUGAUAGUUGGUGGCUUGUUGCAUUAUUGAAGAUACCGGAGGUAGAUAAAUGUUGAAGAGGAAAUCCAUUCUAUUGUGCAUGGCAUGUGAACAUCUUUAAUAUGUGGUUUCAUGUUCUUGUGAAUUACAGGGUGUGACAACACAACAAGUAAUAUUAUGUGUACAAGGCAUCUGUUGUGUAUAAGGCAUCUAGGUUUAUAGCUAGCUAGUUUUGAGGAUAUGAUAGAAGGAUCCUAACUUUCAUCUAGAGUUUAAAGUACUCGACAUUAUUCGAUUACACAAAAAUUAGUGAAUCCAUAAAGAUCUUUCAAUACUGUCCUCGAAGAUGUGGUGAUACGAAUACCAGAUCUGGACACAUAUCUAUACAUAUAAAGUACAUCA
This is a messenger RNA of Daucus carota subsp. sativus, 2398 nucleotides long. Its product is annotated as ATP-dependent Clp protease proteolytic subunit-related protein 3, chloroplastic-like. The transcript has 8 exons. Lineage: Eukaryota; Viridiplantae; Streptophyta; Magnoliopsida; Apiales; Apiaceae. Gene Ontology annotation, biological process: protein quality control for misfolded or incompletely synthesized proteins. The record is from RefSeq and is a predicted model, not a curated record. The coding region runs from base 303 to 581 and encodes 92 amino acids. Gene Ontology annotation, molecular function: ATP-dependent peptidase activity; serine-type endopeptidase activity; ATPase binding. Gene Ontology annotation, cellular component: endopeptidase Clp complex.